Molecule: messenger RNA, 2120 nt
Organism: Ornithodoros turicata
Lineage: Eukaryota; Metazoa; Arthropoda; Arachnida; Ixodida; Argasidae
Product: leucine-rich repeat-containing protein 47-like
Exons: 7
Coding region: 65-1648 (527 amino acids)
Biological process (GO): phenylalanyl-tRNA aminoacylation
Molecular function (GO): phenylalanine-tRNA ligase activity; RNA binding; protein binding
Source: RefSeq, a predicted model, not a curated record
GAAAUUCAUUCCGUGGCGUCGUCACUGUCGUCACCACCGCCACCACUAUUGCAGCAGAAGGAACAUGGCGCCUGCUUGGCAAGAGGUGCAGCAUGCCAAAGUUGAAAAACGCUGCGAGCUUGUUCUAUCAGGGCCACCAAUAUCUAAACGAAUCGAAGAAGAAGGUCACUUUGACGCUUCUGUAUUUGCUCUUACCCACUUGAAUUUUCUGGAAGUGAGCCACACUUGCCUUUCGACGCUCCCCGACGGCAUUGCUCGGCUCGUCAACCUCACAAGACUUGUUCUCAGCGCAAACCAGCUCACUCAGGUACCAGCUGAGUUGGGGAGUUUGAAGAAAUUGAAAUUCCUCGACAUUUCAAACAACGGACUUGAGUCAAUUCCCCCUGAGCUUUCUAGGCUCUCCGAGCUUCAGUCCUUUAACGUGUCUUUCAACAAGUUAUCUUUCCUUCCUGACGAUUUUAAAUCGCUGUCGCACUUGAUCGUUUUGAACUUUGCCUGCAACGAAAUAGUAGAUUUUCCUACAUUUCUUACCGAAGGAAAAUUCGAUUUUCUAACUGAAGUAGUUGGAAACAAAAAUUGUAUAGCGUCGUUACCACGAGGAUUAGAAGGAUCACUGCCGGCAUUAAAAGUCUUGGACGUCUCAGCAAACAACAUAAAAGAAGUUCCUGGUGAAAUUGGAGAUUGCCUCAAGUUGAAGGAAAUACACUUGAAGGACAAUCCGAUUAGCGACAAGAGACUUCGGAAACUGGUUGACCAGUGUCACUACAAACAGGUACUAGAAUACAUCAAGAAUCACGGGCCACGUGAUGUUGAGGUUACACAAGACAAAGGGGGUAAAAAGGGAAAGAAGAAGAAGGGCGGUGCCGCAGCCAAUGCAACAGACGUUCAAGCGGUUGCGAACAAGUUUGAAAUCCUGCAGUUGCAAGAUACGAGCCCCGUUGUGGUCGCAACUGAUGAAGUGCACGACGUACGACCGUACGUGGUCUGCUGCAUCCUGCGGAAAGUGCAGCUCGACAAAGAGGGCAUGCUACGAAAGUUCCUCACACUGCAGAAUAAGCUGCACGACACAUUAUGUGCAAAGAGAACGGAAGCAACCAUUGCCACACACGAUCUCUCCAAACUGUCUGGAAAGGUCACCUACAGUGCCAAACCCCCGGAACAAAUAAAGCUCACUCCGCUUGGGAGGACGAAAGAGAUGACGGCACUCGAACUAUAUCAGCAGUUAGCGGAAGAAGCGGAUGCUCUUAGGAAAGAAAAGAAACGAAGCACUUACCCCGGGAUCUACAAGUACUUGUACCUUUUGAAGGACAAGCAAAGGUACCCAUACCUUGCCGAUGACUCUGGUCAAGUUCUGUCCUUCCCGCCAAUCACAAACAGUCAGGGUACACGGAUUUCCGAGGAAACGAGGGACGUCUUUGUUGAAGUGACUGGCAAUAGCCUGCCCUUUUGCAAGAAGGUUAUGGAUGUCCUGCUCAUCGAAUCUCUCAAACUUGGACUGGGUUGUGACGGUGGUGAAGAUGCCCCCCUCCAUUCCUUGGUUGUCGAGAAGGUGAAAAUUGUGGACAAAGAGGGCUCCUUAAGGGUUGUCUACCCUUCAAAAACUGACCUUGUCUGCGAAGGGAUUGCUUUGGAAGUGCACACCACGUAGAACCUUCUGUGCAACUCGGGUUAUUAUUGUAAUGUGUGGGGCCAGUGGCCCUUAGUUGUCAUUUGCAAAUUGAAGUGUGUAAUAAUUUUUUUGUUUUUUGUGCAUUGAAGGCUCGGGGGAAAAAUUACAAAAUGCCACCAUGCCAUCUCUUAUGUUCGUGAAUACUUUGCGCUGGAACAUUUUUAAGGAUGUCUGUCACAUCUUUGUGGUCAAGCACUAGCAAAGAGAUGUCAGUUGUAAUUAAUAGUGAUCGCAUUGAAUGGAAAGGACGAUGCGUCGAAAGGACAUGUCAUGUGGCAGACUUCUAGGACAAUAUUCUGGCAAUGCAUCAAGAAACGUAGGGAUGGAUGUUCUUGUCCUAUGUAAUGUACCCCAGUGAGGAUGCAGGCUUCGUAUGUACCACAAAAGCUGCAAAAAUCGUGUUUUAUUGGUUGUCCAGCUUCUGCACAGAAGAAUACGACAUUACAAAAUG